AUGGAGCCGGGAUCGGGAUCGGCGGGAUCGGCGGGAUCCGGGAACGGGCGCUGGGCCGCCACCGCCUGCGUGGUGACCGGCGCUUCCCGCGGCUUCGGCCGCAGCCUGGCGCGGCUCCUGGCGCCGCGGCUGGGCCCGGGCUCGCUGCUGGUGCUGCUGGCGCGCUCGGCCGAGCCGCUGGCGGAGCUGGCGGCCGAGCUGCGGGGCACCGGGGGCACCGGGGGCACCGGGGACACCGAGCUGCGGGUGCUCAGCCUGGCCGCGGACCUGGGCUGCGAGGACGGGCUGCGCAAGGCGACCGCUGCCCUGCGGGAGGUGCUGCCCGCAGAGCCCUUCGGCCGCCUGAUCCUCGUCAACAACGCCGGCUCCCUGGGAGACAUCUCCAAAUCCUUCCUGGACCUCACCGACCCCGAUGAGAUCAACGCCUACCUCGCCUUCAACGUCACCUCAGCGCUCUGCCUCACCUCCACGGCCCUGCAGGCCUUUGGGAAGCGGCCUGGCUGCCGCAGGAGCGUGGUGAACAUCUCCUCCCUCUGUGCCCUGAAGCCCUUCAGGAGCUGGGCUCUGUACUGCAGCGGGAAGGCCGCCAGGGAGAUGAUGUUCCAGGUGCUGGCGCUGGAGGAGCCCGAUGUCCGUGUGCUCAGCUACGCCCCAGGUCCUCUGGACACGGACAUGCAGCUCCUGGCCCGGACCGAGACGGGAGACCUCGAGAUGCGUCGGUUCUUCCAGAGCCUGCAGGAGAGCAGCAAGCUCAUCGACUGCACUGUGUCAGCCCAGAAGCUGGUGAAGCUCCUGGAGGAGGACACCUUCCAAUCUGGAGCCCACGUGGAUUUCUAUGACAUCUGAACUCCUGUCACCUCCAACCCUUUGCCUUCCUGCUUUGCUUCCUUGCUGAGCCACGUCCUGGGUGUCUGCAGCGUGGUUGGUGACCCUGUUUGAGUCCUGGGAAGCUUUCAGAAGCACCUCUGGGUGCCUUGUAAAUACUCCUGGUGCCUUGGUGGGGAUUGGGGGGGCAGUUACUGCUGCUGAGCCCUGCAGGGAUC
Empidonax traillii (willow flycatcher) is the source of this 1043-nucleotide messenger RNA. RefSeq names its product sepiapterin reductase-like. The transcript is spliced from 3 exons. The record is from RefSeq and is a predicted model, not a curated record. The coding region runs from base 1 to 846 and encodes 281 amino acids. Gene Ontology annotation, molecular function: sepiapterin reductase (NADP+) activity. Gene Ontology annotation, biological process: tetrahydrobiopterin biosynthetic process. Lineage: Eukaryota; Metazoa; Chordata; Aves; Passeriformes; Tyrannidae.